UUUAUAUCUUUUUUCUUAGAUUUAAGACCCAUGAACAGGUCAGCAUCACAUUUUGUGACUGAAUUUGUUCUCCUGGGAUUUCCUGGCUGCUGGGAGAUACAGAUCUUCCUCUUUUCAUUCCUUUUGGUGGUUUAUGUCUUAACCUUGCUGGGAAAUGGAGCCAUUGUCUGCGCUGUGAGAAGGGAACCUCGGCUACAUACACCCAUGUACUUUCUACUGGGAAACUUUGCCUUCCUGGAGAUCUGGUAUGUGUCCUCCACUGUCCCUAACAUGCUAGCCAACAUUCUCUCUAAAACCAAGACCAUCUCAUUUUCGGGCUGUUUCCUCCAGUUCUAUUUCUUCUUUUCCCUGGGCACAACUGAGUGUCUGUUCCUGGCAGUAAUGGCUUAUGAUCGAUACCUAGCCAUCUGCCGCCCACUACACUACCCCACCAUCAUGACUGGGAAGCUGUGCAGAAUGCUGGUGUCUCUGUGCUGGUUUGUUGGAUUCCUUGGCUAUCCCAUCCCCAUCUUCUUCAUUUCCCAACUCCCUUUCUGUGGUUCCAAUAUCAUUGACCACUUUCUGUGUGAUAUGGACCCACUAAUGGCUCUGUCCUGUGCUCCAGCCCCCAUUACUGAAUUUAUUUUUUAUGCUCAGAGCUCCCUUGUCCUCUUUUUCACUGUUUUAUACAUUCUUCGAUCCUACACCUUGUUGCUCAGAACUGUUUUUCAGGUCCCUUCUGCAGCUGGCCGGAGAAAGGCCUUUUCCACCUGUGGUUCUCAUUUAGCUGUAGUGUCACUUUUCUAUGGGACAGUCAUGGUGAUGUAUGUGAGUCCUACAUAUGGAAUUCCAGUUUUGAUGCAGAAGAUUCUCACACUGAUAUAUUCAGUGAUGACUCCUCUCUUUAAUCCCCUGAUCUACAGUCUUCGUAAUAAAGACAUGAAACUUGCCCUAAGGAACGUCCUGUUUGGAAUGAAAAUAAGUCAAAAUUCAUGA
Sorex fumeus (smoky shrew) is the source of this 975-nucleotide messenger RNA. RefSeq names its product olfactory receptor 11H4. Bases 31 to 975 code for a protein of 314 amino acids. NCBI's taxonomy places the organism in Eukaryota, Metazoa, Chordata, Mammalia, Eulipotyphla, Soricidae. Gene Ontology annotation, molecular function: G protein-coupled receptor activity; olfactory receptor activity. The record is from RefSeq and is a predicted model, not a curated record. Gene Ontology annotation, cellular component: membrane. The transcript has a single exon. Gene Ontology annotation, biological process: G protein-coupled receptor signaling pathway.